Molecule: messenger RNA, 162 nt
Organism: Heterostelium album PN500
Lineage: Eukaryota; Evosea; Eumycetozoa; Acytosteliales; Acytosteliaceae
Exons: 1
Coding region: 1-162 (53 amino acids)
Source: RefSeq, a predicted model, not a curated record
AUGUGCGAUGGUACCACCGGUGUAAACAUAACAUCUUCAGAGAAUGUUGUAUUCUUUUUCUUUUUCACUGUGGUGGCAGCAGCUUGUGUUUUUAGUUUCGAAACUGGUGUCGAUGGUGGAGAUAGACCACUCAUUCUCUCUCUUUCUUUAUUUCCUGAUUGA